AUGUCGCAACUAAUUCAUUUACAUAAUGGAUUUUCAGCCUCAGCGAAGCGGUCCAGUUCAUCUGGGGCCGCUCCUACGCGGAAAUCGUCCACACUGCCGCCGUCAACGGCCUCGUUUUCACGUGAAAAGGAACGAGAAACUGAGCAGAAGCAGGCAGAAGCAGUUGAAGAAGUGGAUCCGUUACUAAUGUUCGAGUUCACAUCAUGGCGUGACGCCGGACAUCCUUUAGCCCAUCAUCCGUUCAUGGAUCGAGUCAAUAUAGAAGAGAUUGCGCCAUGUAUGACGUUUAGUGCAAAAGAGGUUCGUCAUGAUGGCUAA
Messenger RNA from Cooperia oncophora, 318 nucleotides. The record is from the annotation of a GenBank genome assembly. Lineage: Eukaryota; Metazoa; Nematoda; Chromadorea; Rhabditida; Trichostrongylidae.